AGUACUUCCGCAAGCCCCCACUGCCACGCAGGGAGCAAGAAGCUCUACCAUGAAACCUGCGAAUCGGAUGCCGUGCACGAUGUCGUCUUCCAUGUGGAUGGGGAGCGCUUUGCGGCCCACAAGUUUAUCCUGUAUAGUCGCGCACCAGGCCUCAGGGAGCUCACUCGCAUCUACUUGGACAAGGAUGUCUAUCUAAAUUAUGAAAAUCUCACGGGGAAGAUGUUUGAGCUGAUCCUAAAGUAUAUCUACACCAGUUACUGGCCAGCAGAGGAUGAUAUCGACUGCAUCCAGGAGAGUCUGGGACCCGCCAACCCUCGGGAGCGAAGUCGAGCCUGCGAAAUGUUUAUCCCUCACUUGGAGAUGUUUCAAUUGGUCGAUCUAGCCAGAUACUUGCAGAGCUACGUACGAGAUAAUCAAUUUCCCAUACCUAGUACCCGGCAGCGUUUCAAUCGGCUGCAUCGCUCAGACUAUCCAGAGGUCUACGAUGUGCGAAUCGUGUGCGAGGAUUCGAAGGUUCUGGAGGCCCAUAAAUGCAUGCUGGUGUCACGCUUGGAGUACUUUCAAAUGAUGUUCACGACCUCGCGGGCCGAGCGCACUACAGUCAACAUGGAGGGUGUGCCCGCUGAGUACAUGGAGCCAGUCCUGGACUAUCUAUACAGCCUGGAUACAGAGGCAUUCUGCAAGCAGAACUAUACGGAAACCUUUCUCUACAACAUGGUCACGUUCUGCGAUCAGUACUUCAUUGAAUCGCUGCAGAACGUUUGCGAAUCGCUUAUUCUAGGCAAGAUCAGCAUACGGAAGUGCGGCGAGAUGUUGGACUUUGCCGCGAUGUACAACUGCAAGCUGCUGCACAAGGGAUGCAUGGACUUCAUCUGCCACAACCUGGCCAGAGUUCUCUGCUACCGCAGCAUCGAACAGUGCGAUGAGGCGACUCUCAAAUGCCUUAACGACCAUUACCGUAAGAUGUUCUCCAAUGUCUUCGACUACCGCCAGAUCACGCCCUUCUCGGAGGCCAUAGAAGAUGAACUGCUGCUUAGUUUUGUCGUUGACUGCGAUAUUGACCUGGACUAUCGAAUGGACCCGGAAACAAAGCUAAAAGCGGCAGCUGAGCUUAAGCAGAAGGACUUGCGGAGGCAAGACGCCCGUCACUACUACGAACAGCAGGCCAUAUCCAGCAUGAUGAGAUCGCUGAGCGUAAGUGAGUCUGCCUCUGGCCCUGAGGCGACUACCGGACCGCACCGACCGGACCGGAAAGCACUCGAAGCGAGGGCAAGAACUGGUCUCGUGUGGUGGACAAAAAGGAACAGAAACGAAAGCUAGCCGACACUGCCCUGAAAGUGAACAACACACUUAAGCUGGAAGAGCCACCGAGGCCAGAGCUAGAGGUCAUUGAAAGGGCUCCCAUUAAGGAACAAACGCCACCGCCAACCUCCCCUGCAGAAGAGACCAGUACGCCGCUGAGUAAGAGCUACAAUCUGGAUCUCAGCUCCCUGACGCCCCUGUCGCAGAAACUGUCGCAGAAGCAACGGAAACGGCUGUCCUCCGAAUUGAAGAGCUGGCGUUCGCCUCUGGUGGAGCAAGAGCCCACCACUCCUGUGGUUGUGCCGAAUGCCUGGGGCUUGCCACCCGCCACUCCGUCGAGUAGUUCCUUUAGCGACUCACCAGCAACAGGCAGCCUUUCGGACCCCACCUCCUUUGCCAAUAUGAUGCGAGGCCAAGCGGCUGCCGCAAAGUUUCUCGAGGAUCCUCGCCGAUGAGCGACGACAGCGGGAGUCCUUCGAAAGGAUGCGGAACAAGUCACUGGCCCACACACAGAUCGAGGAGACAGCCAUUGCCGAGUUGCGUGAAUUUUACAACGUGGAUAAUACCGAUGACGAGACAAUAACCAUUGAACGCAAGUCCAGACCCACAGGCAUCAACUUCAGUACUUGGUUGAAGCACUGAAUGUGGUAUAUCACAUAUCACCCCUGAGGCUUCUGUCUAGUCGGAUAUUUAGUGAUCAGAAUUAGUCGCCCAAAGGAAAGGAACGUUUUCUAAUGUGCAUUUUAAUUUGUAUUUUAUUAGAGUGUCCGUAUUGUAAUUUUAGUUGUAACUGCUCUUGAAGAUUAGUAAGAAUGUGCCGUCAAUCAAAUGUAGAACUCGGAGCCACCUGGAAAGGGGCGCAUAAUGUACUGGCUGGAACUUGGGUGCAAUCAGAGGACGACACAUCGAGUAACAAACUUUAUUGUAUGAGUAUAUAGAUAUACAUACCUAUAUGUAUGCGGAUACAGAUAUUUACAAGCUGUGGGGGACACAUUCAACAGAUGAGACAACAACAACAUAUGACGAAUAAAUAGCCAUCUAAGCUUCGCUAACCGAA
Messenger RNA from Drosophila miranda, 2359 nucleotides. Its product is annotated as inhibitor of Bruton tyrosine kinase-like. Gene Ontology annotation, molecular function: protein binding. Lineage: Eukaryota; Metazoa; Arthropoda; Insecta; Diptera; Drosophilidae. The record is from RefSeq and is a predicted model, not a curated record. The transcript is spliced from 3 exons. The coding region runs from base 220 to 1320 and encodes 366 amino acids.